Molecule: messenger RNA, 4993 nt
Organism: Rhododendron vialii
Lineage: Eukaryota; Viridiplantae; Streptophyta; Magnoliopsida; Ericales; Ericaceae
Product: ABC transporter G family member 29-like
Exons: 22
Coding region: 241-4671 (1476 amino acids)
Cellular component (GO): membrane
Molecular function (GO): ATP hydrolysis activity; ATP binding; ABC-type transporter activity
Source: RefSeq, a predicted model, not a curated record
AACCCACUGGAAGGCAAAACUCAAAAGAGCACGUACUACGUCAAGCACAGUGACCAGAAAUACGAAUUAUAAGCAAAUUGUGACUUGUGAGUGUGGGGUCUUAUUGGGGUGGGAUCUACUCAAACUUGUCUAGAGUUCUGCCACCAGCUUUUUAAGCAAUUUUUUUUGGCUUUUUUUUUUUUUUUGUGUUAUUAAGUUUUUCUUAUAUAGAACAUAUCCAUUCAUCUCGGAAAAAGGAAGAUGGAGGACGUCGAAAAAGUGCAUGAUUCAAUAAGCCAAAACAUAAGCAGGAGCGUCCCCAUGGGCAAUUGGAGUACUAUGGAAGAAGAUCAUAGCCAAAACCAAAAGAGUAGUCAUGCGGAGGAAGAAGAAGAAGCUCUCAAAUGGGCUGCUUUAGAGAAGUUGCCAACGUAUGCUAGGUUACGAACAAGCAUCAUAAAAUCUUUCGUGGAGAGCACAGUGGUACACAAGGAGGUUGAUGUGCGGAAACUUGAUUUGAAUGAUCGAACACAACUCAUCGAUAGUCUCUUUAGGGUUCCUGAGGAAGAUAACGAGAAAUUCUUGAAAAAGUUCAGAAACCGAACUGAGAAGGUUGGGAUUAUCCUUCCAACGGUGGAAGUUAGGUUUGAGAAUUUAACCAUAGAAGCGGAUUGCUACAUUGGGGACAGAGCUCUUCCCACUCUUCCAAACACGGCCUUAAAUAUUGCCGAGUCAGCAUUGAGUUUGGUUGGUAUCCGAUUGGCCGAAAGAACAAAGCUCACAAUUUUGAGAGAUGCCUCCGGUAUUAUAAAACCAUCAAGGAUGACACUUUUACUGGGCCCACCAUCCUCUGGGAAGACAACCCUCUUGUUGGCACUGGCUGGAAAGUUGGACCCCACCUUGAAGGUAAGAGGAGAAGUAACUUAUAACGGACACAGACUCAACGAGUUUGUACCACAAAAAACAUCAGCAUAUAUAAGCCAAAAUGAUGUUCAUGUGGGAGAAAUGACUGUGAAAGAAACCCUGAAUUUCUCCGCAAGGUGCCAAGGGGUUGGGUUCCGAUAUGAACUGUUAACUGAGCUUGCAAGAAGGGAGAGAGAUGCUGGAAUUUUUCCUGAGGCCGAGGUUGACCUUUUCAUGAAGGCAACUGCAUUGGAAGGUGUAGGGAGCAACCUAAUUAUCGACUACACCCUCAGGAUAUUGGGACUUGAUGUAUGUCGUGACACGAUUGUUGGAGAUGAGAUGAAGCGAGGAAUAUCAGGAGGACAAAGAAAGCGAGUAACGACAGGGGAGAUGAUUGUUGGGUCCACCAAAACUCUAUUCAUGGAUGAGAUAUCAACAGGCCUUGAUAGCUCUACAACAUUUCAAAUGGUGAAGUGCUUGCAGCAGAUUGCACACCUCACUCAAGCUACCAUCCUAAUGUCCGUACUCCAACCCGCUCCUGAGACGUUUGAUCUAUUCGAUGACAUCAUUCUCUUAUCAGAGGGCCGGAUUGUUUAUCAGGGCCCUCGAGAGCACACACUUGAGUUCUUCCAGAGCUGUGGGUUCAAUUGCCCACAGAGGAAAGGAACCGCUGAUUUCUUGCGAGAGGUUACCGCAAGGAAGGACCAAGAGCAAUACUGGGCCGACACAACCAAACCAUACAGAUAUAUAUCAGUCACUGAGUUCGCGAGCAGAUUCAAACGAUUCCACGCGGGCCUCCAGCUCAAGAAUGAGCUCUCGGGCCCUUACGACAAGGCCCAAAGCCACGCAGCUGCUCUAGUCUACAAAAAAUAUCCAGUCCCCAUGUGGGAACUUCUCAAGGCCUCAUUUGACAAAGAAUGGCUGCUGAUCAAGAGAAACUCCUUCGUGUACGUAUUCAAGACCGCACAGAUCAUCAUUGUGGCGAUCAUCACAUCAACGGUUUUCCUGAGAACUAAAAUGCACGCUGGGAAUGAAGUGGAUGGGGCUAUGUAUAUUGGUGCACUUUUGUUCACCAUACUCAUCAACAUGAUCAAUGGUUUUUCUGAACUAGCACUUACCGUGCAAAGGCUUCCAGUGUUUUAUAAGCACAGAGACCUGCUGUUUUACCCAACUUGGGCUUUCACCCUCCCUACUUUCCUGCUCAGAAUACCAAUAUCGGUGCUCGAGUCCAUUGCUUGGACUGUCAUGACAUAUUACACAAUUGGAUAUGCACCUGAAGCUAGCAGGUUCUUCAAGCAAUUGUUGGUAGUGUUUCUGCUCCAACAAAUGGCUGCUGGGUUGUUCAGGCUCAUUGCUGGAGUCGGUAGGACCAUGACCAUAGCCUACAGUGGUGGAACUCUAGCUCUCCUCAUUGUCGUCAUGCUCAGUGGUUUCAUCCUUCCAAAAGGUCAAAUCCCGAAGUGGUGGGAGUGGGGUUACUGGGUGUCGCCUGUGACCUACGGUUUCAAUGCUUUGGCUGUAAAUGAGAUGUUUGCUCCAAGGUGGAUGAACAAAUUGGCUUCGGAUAAUGUUACUAGAUUGGGUGUCAAAGUGCUAAAGAACUUGGAUGUGUUCGCUGAAAGAAACUGGCUUUGGAUUGGGGCAGCAGCUCUUUUGGGUUUCGUAGUUCUAUUCAACAUUCUCUUCACCCUUGCUCUUAUGUACUUAAACCCUCUUGGAAAGCCACAAGCUAUAAUCUCCAAAGAAACAGCGAGGGCGAUGGAAGCUCACACGGAAGAAACUAAGGAAGCACCAAGACUUAAAACAACCAGAUCGAAGAUAGGAUCAGCUGCUGACGGGAACAAUCCAAGAGAAAUAGAAAUCCAACAAAUGAGCAGCCAAUCCAGGGUCAACAGUAGAAAUGAAGAUUCAAGUCUUGAGGUUGCGCGUGGAGUUGCUACAAAGAGAGGAAUGAUUCUUCCUUUCACUCCUCUCUCCUUGUCUUUUGAUUGUCUGAAUUACUUUGUGGAUAUGCCCCCAGAGAUGAGGGAACAAGGAGUAACAGAGGACAAGCUCCAAUUACUUCAGGAAGCAACCGGUGCAUUUAGGCCUGGUGUUCUGACUGCACUGAUGGGAGUCAGUGGGGCUGGAAAAACGACACUAAUGGAUGUGCUAGCGGGCAGGAAAACAGGUGGUUACAUUGAAGGCGAUGUUAUGAUUUCAGGAUUCCCCAAGAAACAAGAAACCUUUGCCAGAAUUUCUGGAUACUGUGAGCAAAAUGACAUCCACUCACCCCAAGUCACCGUUCAUGAAUCCUUGAUUUACUCGGCUUUCCUUCGACUGCCAAAGGAAGUUAAAAUGGACGAAAAGAUGGUUUUUGUGGAUGAAGUGAUGGAUCUAGUUGAACUAGACAAUCUCAAGGAUGCUAUUGUUGGGCUUCCAGGAAUAACAGGUUUGUCAACAGAACAGAGAAAGAGAUUGACAAUAGCAGUGGAGCUAGUUGCCAAUCCAUCAAUCAUAUUCAUGGAUGAACCAACUUCGGGUCUUGAUGCAAGAGCAGCUGCAAUUGUUAUGAGAACUGUGAGAAACACAGUGGAUACAGGGAGAACAGUGGUUUGCACAAUACAUCAGCCUAGCAUAGAAAUCUUUGAAACAUUUGAUGAGCUGCUACUGAUGAAAAGGGGAGGACAAGUAAUAUAUUCAGGACCACUGGGACGCAACUCUCACAAGAUUAUUGAGUAUUUCACGGCAAUUCCUGGAGUUCCCAGAAUUAAAGAAAGAUACAAUCCAGCGACAUGGAUGCUAGAAGUGAGCUCAGUUGCAGCAGAAGUCCGACUUGGAAUAGAUUUUUCUCAACACUACAAAUCAUCAGCCUUGUAUCAAAGAAACAAGGCUCUAGUGCAGGAGUUGAGUGCACCUCCACCGGGGGCAAAAGACCUCUAUUUCCCAACACAAUUCUCUCAAUCAACAUGGGGGCAAUUCAAAUCCUGCCUGUGGAAGCAGUGGUGUUCUUAUUGGAGAAGUCCUGCUUACAACCUUGCGAGGUUCUUCUUUGCCUUAGCAGCUGCCCUUGUGAGUGGAACAAUCUUUUGGAAGGUUGGGGCAAAAAGGGACAAUACAAGUGAUCUGGAAACGGUCAUCGGGGCAAUGUUUGUUGCUGUCCUUUUUGUUGGAGUAAAUAAUUGCAAAACAGUACAACCUCUGGUAGCUGUUGAAAGAACAGUAAUUUAUCGAGAAAGAGCUGCCGGAAUGUACUCUGCAUUACCAUAUGCCUUGGCACAGGUGAUUGUGGAAAUACCAUAUGUGCUAGUUCAAGCCUCUUAUUUUGUUCUUAUAGUGUAUGGCAUGGUGGACUUCGAAUGGACAGCGCCUAAAUUCUUCUGGUUCUUCUUCAUCACAUAUAUCUCCUUUCUCUACUUCACGUACUUUGGAAUGAUGACCGUUUCCAUAACACCAAACAACCAAGUAGCAGCCAUUGUUGCCUCUGCUUUCUUUACUCUCUUCAUUCUUUUCUCGGGUUUCUUCAUUCCCAGAUCGAGAAUCCCAAAGUGGUGGAUAUGGUACUACAGGAUCUGCCCAGUGGCGUGGACAGUCUAUGGGUUUAUUGUGUCACAGUAUGGUGAUAUUGUGGACACCAUUAAAGUGCCCGGGGUGGUGCCUGAUCCAACUGUAAAAUGGUACUUGGAGCAUCAUUUCGGCUAUGAACCAAACUUCAUUGGACCAGUCGCUGGCGUAUUGGUUAGUUUCACGGUCUUCUUUGCCUUCAUGUAUGCUUACUGCAUCAAAACUUUGAACUUCCAAAGGCGGUAGCUGAGAUUGUUGCUUCAAAUGGUCCAUUUGUCUCAUACCUUAGGAUGAAAACAUGUUUGCAAAUGUACUUUUACCACCGAGUAGAUGUAAUGGAUGCAAUGAAAGUUUCUAGUGUGAUCAUGUUAAUAUGUAGACUCUGAAGUGAAACUUCUUGAAUAAGAAGCAAUACUGCUUUCCUACUAGAAGAUUGAAAGACAGAUUAUAUCAGCAAUUCAAGCUGCAUCAUCAAAAGCCUUUUGUUUCUUCUUAUUCUGUCCUAGUUAGUUAGUUCUUAUUUGGGUCUAUUGAUUUUCACAAAUGAAAUGUAUCAAGUGCCACCAAA